This is a messenger RNA of Aspergillus ochraceoroseus IBT 24754, 4500 nucleotides long. RefSeq names its product putative cytosolic regulator Pianissimo. Gene Ontology annotation, biological process: TORC2 signaling. Lineage: Eukaryota; Fungi; Ascomycota; Eurotiomycetes; Eurotiales; Aspergillaceae. The record is from RefSeq and is a predicted model, not a curated record. Bases 394 to 4350 code for a protein of 1318 amino acids. Gene Ontology annotation, cellular component: TORC2 complex. The transcript is spliced from 4 exons.
CCUGUCAAUGAGGGAAUGAUUAAAUGAACCUGAUUGCUUCGUGGGUUUUUAGAUCUUGUUUAUCCGAUCUUCGUGUUAUAUUUUAUUUGGAAUUCCCGCCAACUCCUUAAAACCACUUUCAACUACACACCGUCCUCAGCACCGUUACCCACUCUAUCAGCGACCUCGACCUCCAGUGGACCACCUCCUCCUCCUCCACCACCACCACCCCUCUCCCUUGACAAAACAACCGUGGCGACGACUCGAGAGUAACUUGAUCGAUCCUACCUGCAGCCUUUCCGAUAUCUCCGAUUGCGCUUGUGAAUAUAUCCGUGAACUCAAUGCAGUCCGUUAUCGCCCAGCUCAUUUGCGACAGGUGAUAGACACGCCUCGCUUGCGGCUAGAUGGAGACCUAUGGCGUCCGGAUACAACUCAGUUUUCUCCGCGACGUCGAUCCAGCACCGCACUCUAGCUGAUGGGCGGUCCCUUUCUAGCCAGGAUGACGUCCCCAUGGACGGCAGUUGGCCCGGGCCCGCUGCUGCCUCGAGGACGACGGUGCGGAACGCUCGCUCAGAGUCCGGGGGAAGUACGACCAUUGGUCCGCGAGGAGGGUCGCUGACUCCCUCUCUCGGAGGACCUGGCAGCUUCAGCUCCGAGCUCAAGAGCAUGAAGUCGUCCCGCAGUACCACCCCGCGCCCCGAUCCACGUCCCGAUGGCCCAUAUGCACGCAGACCAAGCAGCACCUUCGACCAUGAUGAACUUUCGGGCACUGAGGAACGCCAGGCUGCGAUUCGUGAUAAGAUCGCCAAGGAGAUGAAGAUAAAAUCGGGGACGGAGAAUAUGCUGGAAGCCUUGCUGGCGAAGAAUCCCAAACAAACGAAGGAUCAGAGACUAAGGGUGGAAUCGGAGCUGAGUUCGUCGAAUCGCAAGCUCGCUGAACUGCAUCACGAACUCGAGGAGGAAUUGUUACGUGCGCAGGCGCCCUCCACCCCUCCGCGAAGUCGUUUGUCGAGCUUGUUUCAGGGCAGCGCUAUGCGAUCGCCUUCUCGUCACAAUGUGUCGGAUGGUGAGCAGCUGGAGGAUGGUGAGGCGGAGAUGGAAUCGCCGACUUAUGUCCUCGCAGAGACUCUCCAGGCCCUGGAAAUUGAGGGAAUGUCACCGGACUACUACGUUGAGCGGGCAAAUAGCCUAGUCGAGCUGUUCAAACGACAUCCCACCUUGAAAUAUGACCUCGCUUGGUCAGUUUUCGGCUUGCGUGUCCAAGUCAUGCUCUUAAGUGAUAGUAAGGAAGUUGUCGCCGCUGGUUACCGGUUAACCCGCUACGCCAUUGCGGAUCGAAAAUCCCUCCGCAUCAUUCGGUCCCUUCACACAGAUGAGCUCGUCAUUCUGUCUUUGGUGAAAGAAAGCAAAGCAAAUAUCGAACGAGAGCAAGCGCUGAAAUUCGUACGGGCCUUUCUCGACGUCAAGGAUGGCGUCAAAGAAAUUUCCCGUGCUGUUGUACGGACGGUUGUCUCUGUUGCCGAGCACCAUGAGGAUCGUCUCCAGAACAUUUCGCUGAUGACCCUAGCAGAGAUUCUAGUGAAGGACCCGCAACUUAUUGCAUAUGCCGGUGGGCUUGCUCCAUUACAUGACGCCUUAGCAGAAGGCACAUUCGGAGCCUCAGAGAGCUUGAUAGCCAGCUUCCUCCAUGUUCUCGAUACGCCGCACAGCAGAACCCAUUUACGGGGCGGUUCUGAGCUCGAGGCUGUACUCGCGCCGUUUACCGACUCGCUCUCAGACACAGUUCGCAAUGGGCGCUUAAAAUCGUCAGCAAAGGCCAUUUCUGCGAUGUUAAAAACAUGGCCCGGCUUGGUCAUCCUUGGAAGAAAUGGAGCAAGGCCUCUACAAUCACUCUUGGAUUCCUUGCAUUACCCAGAUCCCCAGGCGAGGGAUCUCAUUAUGGAACUCUUAUUUGAUGCCUUGAGAAUAAAGCCUCCAUCAUGGUCCUCGUCCUUUCUUGCUGGGAGGAGGCUUACAACCUAUGGUAGAGUCACAAACCUCAGAUCAGAGUCAGAGACGAAACAAAUCCGGGGUCUCUGUGAUAACAGUGAAAACAAGUUCGACCUAACAGCGCACUUCUCAACCCUGAUUCUCGCAACUUUGAUAGACGCGGGAUUAUCCAAGGCUCUUUGUGACCUUAUCGAGGAGGAAACAGAUCUCUCGCUAAGGAGAAAAGCAACGCUGCUCUUAACAGAAGUUCUGAAGCUAGCCCACCAUUCCUUGCCCCAGCGUAUCAGUGCAAAACUCCAAGUCCUCCCACAUCUGAUUUCCCCCGCUAUUCAUUUUGAUGUUGAAAACCACGAUGUAUCCACGUCCACCAUCUACCAAAUCGAGAGUAUUAACCGAACAUUGGCCCGUUCUUUUGGCUUCCCCAAUGGAGCUGCAAGAUACAGUGCGGAUGUUGAUAUUUCUGCUUCACUUCUGUCAGGGGAUCAAAACAAAGACAAACUCAGCCCUGCUAUGGACGAAACGCAAUUCCGUAAUGCAAUCCUGGAAACGCACGUCUUGAACACCGUCAACUAUAUUAAGUGGAAGUGGGACCUGAUCCACCGUAUUGUGGAAGGCCCUCUUACGAACCCCAAGAGGCUGGAUGAGGCGAUCAAGGGCUCAAAGUUUAUGAAACGUCUUAUGGGCUUUUAUCGGCCUUUCAAAUAUCGAUUCGCCAUGCUCUCGAAUACGAAGCCAAAUCAACGUUAUGUCCGCACAGGUUGUGCUUUAAUGCGCACCCUCGUGCAGACUCCCGAAGGAAUUAAAUAUCUGGCGGAAAACAAAUUCCUCAGACAGGUUGCGGAGUGUCUUGCCCAAGUGGACCGUAUGAGCGGGCUUACUUCAUCGUCCCCCGUCUUCUCUCGAGAUCGGAUGUCUACGACAUUGAGCGGAGGCUAUUUUGCGAUGUUGGGGACAUUAAGUGCCGAUGCCAAGGGGCUUGCUAUGAUGGAGCGAUGGCAUAUGCUCAACAUGUUUUAUCAUAUUAUCGAACUUCGAGAUCGAGAUGACCUAAUCCAAACACUCUUGGGAAAUAUGGACUACACCCAAGGAAGCCACCUUCGAGUGCUCUUGUCAAAAGCUCUGACAACUGGUUCCAAAGAGAUUCGUAUAUUUGGUACACGACUGCUCCGGAAAUACGCUGUCGGAAAUGUGCCUCUCUCUUCGCAUAUGGCAGUCGGGAAUGCCGAUUGGGUUAUCAAGCUCCUGGUAACUCAACUAUACGAUCCGGAUGUUUCUGUCUGCCAAGUGGCUGUGAAAAUUCUCGAAGAAGCCUGCAAUCAGCGGGAUUAUCUUGAGUUUGUGGUCAGAUGCCGACCAUCUUUAGACCAUCUAGGCGAGAUUGGCGCUCCUCUGCUUUUGAGGUUCUUGUCAACUUCCGUUGGGUACCACUAUCUAGAUGGACUGGACUACAUCACUCAGGAAAUGGACGACUGGUUCCUUGGUCGAAAUGACGCAUAUGUGAGCUUGGUCGAGGCAGCUCUGUCGCGUGCUUAUGUUGACCAGCCUCGAAGAAACAGUCUGGUUCCUGAAGAUCUAGUCGAUCUACAAGAUAUUGGGCUGGUGCCUCCACAUUUCUACAGAGAGCUAGCCCGAACCGCAGAGGGCUGCAAACUUCUCGAGCAGUCUGGCCACUUCGAAGAAUUUGCUGGAACAAUCCGUGAUCUUAGACUAAAUGAAGAAGACCAUGAAGUUCUCCUCAAAGUCAAAGGCUGUCUCUGGGCAGUGGGCAACGUCGGCUCCAUGGAGCUUGGAGCACCGUUCUUGGGGCUGGACAUUAUUAAGAAUAUUGUUAAGAUAGCAGAGAGUGCUGAAGUACUGACCAUGAGGGGAACUGCUUUCUUUGUGCUCGGGUUGAUCUCCCGAAGUCGACACGGUCUCCAGGUUUUGAGGCAGGCUGGGUGGGACUCUGCACUCGACCAGAAAGGGAAUUCUCUCGGCCUGUGUCUUCCCACAAAUUUCGGCAAACUCUUUCUGGUCGAUUUUCCUACCUCUUCUAGGCCUUUAGAAGCGAAGCGUACAUCCCAAGAAAAGUUCAAGGCUGCCUCUAUGGAUCCAGAUCCAGCCAACCAGAAGAUUCUGAAGCUGAUUGUCGAUAUGGGCAAUACCGUUUUGUCCAAGAGAGCAGCGGCAGAUCUUCAUAAUAUCAAGUCCAAACAGCCCGAGCGAUUCCAUCAACCUCACCUUUUCCGCAAGACCUUGAGUAUUCUCGAAAGCCACCAUUUCCGACUACCCGCGCGACGGUUUGCCCUCGAUCUGUUCGACAAGAGCGUUUUGCGGCGCAUAGUGAUCGACGACGACUCCGACAGUGACUUAGACGCAACUUCCUCAGAAGGAUCAGGCUGACUUUCUUACACCUCCCACCAGUACCACGUAUUAACAUAUACUUUUACGGGAAUGCCAUCCUGUCCUUUUCUUUUCUUUUCUUUUUUUCUUUCCCCUCUCUCUCUCUCUCUCUCUCUCUCUCUCUCUCUCUCUCUCUCUCUUUCCGGUCUA